Molecule: messenger RNA, 2865 nt
Organism: Vanderwaltozyma polyspora DSM 70294
Lineage: Eukaryota; Fungi; Ascomycota; Saccharomycetes; Saccharomycetales; Saccharomycetaceae
Product: arrestin C-terminal domain-containing protein
Exons: 1
Coding region: 1-2865 (954 amino acids)
Source: RefSeq, a predicted model, not a curated record
AUGUCAGCUAAUCACCCAGAUCUUCCUCAUAGGAAGCCCUCUGUAAUAAGACAUGCAAUCUCAUCGAUUUUAGGUACAGGUUCACCGGUAGAACCUCAACCGUUUAAUAGGCCAAGAAGAAAUACCACUUUCCAUUCAUCUACAGGUCAUUCAAAUAGCAUUUCACCUCGUGGUAUUCAUGGAAGUAAUAAUCAUUCAUCACAUAACCUCCUACAACCGAUUAUUGAUGACCGUGGUAAAAAUCGUAGACAUAGUACUAAUUCAAUUUCUCAUCCCAACCCAAUUCAUAAUAAUAAAAGAGACAGUGUCAUAUCGUCAAGUUCUGAUGCAAUUACAUUUAAUGACUCUGCUUCAAGUUCACCAACAAUACCAGGCUCUGAAAUUUCCUUUGGAAAAGAAUUCCUAACUGAAUAUUUAUUAGAGAGAGGCUUCUUACCUCAGAAAGUUGUAAUAGAUAAACAAAAUGUCCAGAUUUCAGUGGCAACUUCUGGAAAUUGUGUAUUUUUACCAACUAUGUCAUCUACUGAUGACGAAUACUUAUCAAGAUUAAAUGGAUUGGUUGGCGAUGAUUUGGAUUUCCAAACAGAAGUUGGCUCCAUUAGCCAGUCAACUAAUACAGACAAUGCAAAUAACAUGCAACGGGCAAAUACUCAGUCAUCUUCAAUUACAAAUAAUUCCCAAUUUAGUACCAGCAAUAACAAUCUAACUACACCAAGUGCUAGAUCGUCGAGAAGUAGUAACGCAAGGCAGAUGAAUCAAUCGAGAACUACACCAAGUUUGGAAGUAGACGAUUCGAUGACAAACUAUACAGUUGCUGUUAUUCUUUCUUUAAAGAAAAAAUUAAAACUAUCUGAGAUCAAGGUUAAUUUAUGUUCAAGAAUUAGAAUAUAUUGGCAUGACGGUGUACCGCCAACUAAAACAUUCAAAGAAGAAGUGUACCAUGCAGGUUCAUCAAGUUGGUCAUUGACUUCAGAUAACUUUAAUUUAUUUGUUCCUUCAAACGUUUCGAAAUCAGAAAAGAUAGUGGAGAAUAAAUCAGAACUAAGACCAACAGUUUUAUUUAAGAAUUUGGAUGAUCAAAACAAAAAUUAUAUUGAUAAACAAAAGACGAAGCAGAAUAUGUUAAAAAGUUUAAAUACAAAGUCUCCCCAAUAUCUAGCCCCUGGUGACUAUGUUUUUAUCUUGCCAAUUAUUUUCACAAAUCAUAUACCUGAAUCAUUAUAUCUUCCUUCAGCAAGAGUUGGUUAUAGAUUAUGUGUUGCCAUGAAGACUUUAGACAAUCCGCUAUCUACAGGAGCAAGUGACAUGCCAUCUCAGGACAAGAAUUCUACUUCGCAUUCAAAAAUUAAUGAAUCAGAUCACGGUAGUAAUCAUGCAUCUAAAGGAAACUCUAUCUUCAACAAAGUUAAAAAACAACUUCAUAUACAAUCUCAUUCUCAAAAGUCAGAUUCAGAUAAUUCAAACGGGAUAUAUACAGAGUAUCCUAUUAAUAUUGUAAGAGCACCUCCUCCUAUUUCACUUUCGACAGCAAAUAAAUCAAUUUAUAUCAAUAGAGUUUGGUCAAAUGCUUUGUCCUAUGAAAUUUCCUUUGGACAGAAGUUUGUUCCGCUUAGUGGUAAAUUUCCUAUAAAGAUUAAAUUAGCUCCACUAAUUAAAAAUAUUAGUGUGAAACGUAUUAGAGUAAGCAUAGUGGAAAAGAUUACCUUCGUUAGUAAGAAUUUAGAAUAUGAGUAUGAUCAAAUUGAUAUUUUAGCCAAGGACCCAUAUAAUCCAUACUAUAGUGAAUUUGAAUCAAGGCGAAAGAAAGAUCGUAAUUUGGCUCUGUUGGAAAUCAGAACUAAAGAAAAAGGUUCCCGGGCAAUUAGGGAAGAGAUCAUUGAUAACUGUAUAAACGAAAAUUUACUAUCUUAUAGUACCAUCAAAAAGGAGAGUAAAGAUAAGAAGCAUGAAGAAAUAGUUGGUUUCAAUGAUUCGAUUACAAUACUGUCAAAUUUGGAGUUUCCAAAAUAUGCUGAUUUAGAUCAAAAGACUGCUAAAACAAUCCCACCUUACGGUAUUGAUCUUUUUAAUAUGGAAGCUGUACCAGAAGUAUCAAGGAAAGAUAGCCAGUCCCAUAAAGGAAGUAUUGUUGGGUUUUUGGCUGGCCGUAGAUCAUCUUUUAAUGCUAAACAGCCUGAUUCUCCCUCUAUUAAGGACCCAAGAUAUCACGAGACUAAAUUCACUUCUUCAUCAGAAAUACCUGUCAAAUACCAUACUAAGUUGAACAAAGCAAAAAGAGGAUUAUAUUUGGAUAGUUUAAAUUUUCCAAAUAUUCAUAGCAGGCAUAAGUUAGAAAUUAUGUUCAGAAUAUGUAGACCUGAUGCAAAUGAUCCAGAAAGAUUUAGAAAUUACGAAGUUUUGAUUGACAUUCCUAUAUUUUUGGUUUCUGAAUUAUGUAACAGUGGUAAUCUUGAACUCCCAACGUAUGCUGUCGCUACAAGUGAGCCAUUGCUACCUCAAGAAAUGGUGUUAACUUCACCACCCACAUUUGAAGAAGCAAUAUCAGUUCCUGCUUCUCCGGUUGCCUCUCCUAUAUUAUCUCCAUUAGGAUCACCUAACAUGGGACCUGAUUUUUACGGUGAUAACUUAAAUAUUCAACAAUUAACGCUAUCGAGACAAUCGUCAAUCAGUGGGCCUAGUGGCUCGAUGCCACAUUCCGAAUCAAGAGGCCAUAUCAGUUCAGUUCAAAAUACUACAAUGAAUAGGACUGAAAGUGGGAAUAGAUACAACAAUCUUGAUGAUGUUUUGACGGGCAGUACGGCACUAUCACAUAGUUUCGGAGAAGUUGAAAGAACUACAAGCCGCAAGACGUGCGAAGAGCCCUGA